AUGUCGAUUCUAAUGUCUGAGAACGGUGAAGAAAAGAAUAUUUGUUCUCCCAACAAUUCGGAUGCCAAACCACCUUUGGAGGAGAUGAAACCCCCCUCUCUCAUCCCGAGAAACUCUUUCUCCAUAGCUAGUAUUCUUAGCAGAGACGAUCCUAAAAAAGAAGUACAUCUCAUACCUGGAGAAGUGAAUGCUUGUAUUGCAAGGAGGAGCUUUCAAAGUAUAGCUUUUGAACCACGGUUGGCUCUGAUGCGACAUGCCCAAAACUUUUGCAAUCAUCAGCAGCAUGCGUUUGUGAAACAAAUGUAUCCUCACUAUGCGUGGAAUCCUGUGACUUCUCGAGAUGAAAAUCGGAACAAUAACUCAGAGAGUCCGCCACCAUCACAUCAUACUUCCAGUUCUCCAACUUUCCAUUCAUCCUAUCGUCUAGAUUUGAACACUUCUAGCAGAUCGCCGAGUCCUAACACUGCUUCAGCCUCUCAGCUUCGACCCGAUUCCGGUGGUGAGGGCUCUGAUUCAGAACACGAAACGGGAUCCAAAUCUCUUUGUUCUGGCGAUGUAUCCGGAAAUGGUGAUGACAAAAAAUCCAAGACUCAUCGACGCAAAAAGAAGACUAGAACUGUCUUCACAAGAAGCCAAGUGUACCAGCUUGAAGCUACUUUUGAAAUGAAACGUUACCUAUCCAGUUCUGAACGAGCUGGACUGGCUUCUUCUUUGCAUUUGACUGAAACUCAAGUUAAAAUUUGGUUUCAAAAUCGUCGAAAUAAAUGGAAAAGACAAAUGGCGGCCGAUAUGGAAGCAGCCAAUCUUCAUGCAGCUGCCACACAAAGAUUGACUCGAGUACCCAUAUUAUAUCACGAUCGAGGAGUUGCUUCCAGUGGAGGAGCAUCUCCAAUUCCAGGCAAUGGUUUGCCUGUUGUAACAGCAGCUGGAACUGCAUUUUCUAAUUAUCCGGCGCUGUUUUAUCCGCCAUAUGCUACUGUCCAGCCCACAGCUGUUCGUCCGACUCUUUCUGGCAUGGGGUAG
Argiope bruennichi is the source of this 1023-nucleotide messenger RNA. Its product is annotated as homeobox protein HMX3-like. The transcript has 2 exons. Gene Ontology annotation, cellular component: nucleus. The coding region runs from base 1 to 1023 and encodes 340 amino acids. Gene Ontology annotation, molecular function: RNA polymerase II transcription regulatory region sequence-specific DNA binding; DNA-binding transcription factor activity, RNA polymerase II-specific. Gene Ontology annotation, biological process: regulation of transcription by RNA polymerase II. The record is from RefSeq and is a predicted model, not a curated record. Lineage: Eukaryota; Metazoa; Arthropoda; Arachnida; Araneae; Araneidae.